This is a messenger RNA of Anguilla anguilla (European eel), 4856 nucleotides long. RefSeq names its product polo-like kinase 2b (Drosophila) (gene plk2b). The record is from RefSeq and is a predicted model, not a curated record. Gene Ontology annotation, cellular component: nucleus; spindle pole; centrosome. NCBI's taxonomy places the organism in Eukaryota, Metazoa, Chordata, Actinopteri, Anguilliformes, Anguillidae. Gene Ontology annotation, molecular function: protein serine/threonine kinase activity; ATP binding; protein binding. Gene Ontology annotation, biological process: protein phosphorylation; mitotic cell cycle; regulation of cytokinesis. The coding region runs from base 2216 to 4174 and encodes 652 amino acids. The transcript has 14 exons.
CAAAAAAAAAAAAAACAACAUCGUUCAAAUUUCCUGCGUUCUUGUGUAAUGAUCAGCCUAUCUGUGUGCGGGGAAGUCCAGCAUUCAGUAUAAAGAGUUAUAAAAAUAAUAAAAAUAAUGUCGGUGUGAUGUCAUUAUGUUUGGCUGUAGUUCUACCAAGCAUAGGCUACACUUUAAUUUUUAAUAAUUUUUUUGCAUACAGAUGACCCCCUGUAUUUCACUCAGAAUUUGGCAUCGUCGAGAGGCUGUGUGGUCUGCUGUGGUGGACUUUACGGCAAGGCUAAAAUUCUCGUGGAAUUAAACCGUAUGCUAAAUAAUAAUAUAACUUAAUUCACUUCUUCACAGUCUAUACUAUUUAAACGGUCAACACCUGAUUUUAAACGAAUAAGCCACGCAUAUUUCUGUAAAAAUUUGGUUACUUGCCGAAGAAUAGAACUGCUGUACAGCAUAUAGCCUAUUUAUCUCCCUCUUUCUGAAUAGGCGUAUCACUUAUAGGUAAUUAAACGCUUCGCAAAUUUACAGCUAAGUUGACAAAAACAGAAGCCAGUAAAUGCCAUCAAGACAGAAAUACGAAGCUUAACCUACCUCGAUUUAAUGGCCCCCUUACCGGUGGAUGUUUUGCUUGUGUGAGCUGACCAAGUUUGCUAAUGAAGUUGGUUUCAAGAUCACUUCCUCGCAUCUGUGUGGUUUUCAGGGACACCUCAUUAAUACCGCGCGCUCUCGGGCGCAUAUUCUAGCGGACAACAUCCGUGAACUGUUUGUCUGACCAUAGUCGAGUCACAACUGCAGACUAACAUGAGAACCUUUUUUAUUUUUAGGCUACAAGUCUGGCUACUGCCAUAUGUCAGCAUUUUUUUUUAGUAUUCAUGGUCUUAAUGGUAAAACCAUAGGUUGGCAACAAGGGAUGUAUCUGUUUCUGGUUUUCAUGUCAACUUCUGGACUUAAUUAGCACUAACAUUUACGCCAUCUGACAUAAGAGCUACAUUUCUCGUGACUGGCAGCCGAAGACUGUUCUUUCUUAUAUGAAACGUUUUACUGAGAUCUAAUCUACGGGUGAAUCAGCUGGUUGUAUACAGUCAGUUAGCUCAUUUAGCCAGGGUAAUUGGUGGAAACAAAAACCACACACACUGGCCCUCCAGGACCGGAAUUGCAUACCCUUGGGGAAAACGCACUGUAGAUAACAUUAAGUGUAAUGCUAUAUCCUGACCGCACAGUGGCGAUAUAGGAUUUAAUUUAUAAAAUGAUAUGGUACUCUCAAAUCCUGAAAACCGUGUUCGGAUGGUAUUCAUGAUAAGGCUUCGUGUGUGCAUCUUAAUUUCUCUUGUUUAGUGUUUUAAUCGUUAGUGUUUUUAUUUUUCUCGGAUACUUUAUUAACGUGUUUUACGCACGACAUCACCUAGAGCAACUUCAAUGAAUGUUGUAAUACAUGGAGUCUCUUGGUGGCGACAUGGUUACAUCUCUUGUUUAUUUAAAAAAAAUAAUUUUACAAGCGAAAUGAGGAUGGUGAUGGGGGUGGUGGUGUUUGAAGUGGUGGUUAUGGUUGCUUUUGUUGAUGAUGUUUGGAGACAUGGAGUAAGAUGUAUCAAUUAUUACCUACUUUAGCAAUUAUUUUUCAAAUCCUUAAAUUUGUAAGUGGUUCGUGUAAUAUGUCUCCAUUGGUUUAGGAUUCUAUCAGGGUGCCUGAUAAUGAUAACAUUAUCCAAAUUUGAACACGAGUUAAAUGAAAACAUGCACAUUUAACAUAUAAAGCAGAUGGGCCAAUUUUUCUAAGCUAAAUAUUUUCGGGCAAUUGGAUGUAUUAUUCCAUGUUGACAUUCUUUGUUACUAUCGUCUCUUUCAAACUUGAGUAGUUUAUUACUGCUUAUACUGUAUGACACAUUAGUGGUAAGCUACGUGUAUCAUACUCCAGCAAAUCCAUUGUAAUUUAAGUUGAUAUUGAGUAUUAAUGCUCAAACAUUUUGCUUGCCUUAUAUAUAUUUUUCAGUUACAUCUGUCACGUGUUUACAAAGCUGCAGCUUGCAAAGGCGUUUAGUGUCAUGUUUUCAGCUCUCGUGCAAGAAAAUUAGCCCUCCGCCAAAUCAGUCAUUCACAGAGCGAGCGACUUCAUGACGUAAGAAAAUGAAGGGGGGUUGAGGGCGCCGGCGUAUAAAACCCGGCACCGAGACGAGACUUGCACCAGGAUAAAUUCCGCGAGCCAGAGCUGUACCGGCCCGUCAUGGAUAUAUUACGGAAUAUCGCACACCAGCCGAACAGCAAGAUGUCCGAACAGACGCUCAACAAAUCCUGCGAAUUUCAAAAGAAGAAAGCGGAGGAGCAUUCACAGGGACCCACGGAGACUUCGCGGAUCAUCACAGACUCCGUCACGGGGAAAUGUUACUGCCGCGGGAAAGUACUGGGAAAGGGUGGCUUUGCGAAAUGCUACGAGCUGACAGAUCUGGCCACCGGCAAGGUGUACGCCGCGAAAAUCAUUCCGCACACGCGCGUGUCUAAGCCGCACCAAAGAGAAAAGAUUGACAGGGAAAUCGAGCUACACAAAGCGCUUCACCACAAGCACAUCGUCCACUUCUACCAGCACUUCGAGGAUAAAGACAACAUAUACAUCCUGCUGGAAUACUGCAGUAGGAGGUCCUUGGCGCACAUCCUCAAGGCGCGGAAGAUUCUCACGGAGCCCGAGGUGCGGUACUACCUGCGGCAGAUCAUGUCCGGGAUGCGCUACCUUCACGAGCACAAGAUCCUGCACAGAGACCUGAAGCUUGGGAACUUCUUCGUCAGCGAGUCCAUGGAGCUGAAGGUCGGGGAUUUUGGGCUGGCGGCCAGGCUGGAGCCGGUGGGGAGCAGGCGCAAGACGAUCUGCGGGACGCCGAACUACCUCUCCCCCGAGGUCCUGAACAAGCAGGGACACUGCUGCGAGUCGGACGUCUGGGCCCUGGGCUGUGUCAUGUACACCAUGCUCCUGGGCAAGCCUCCGUUUGAGACCUGCAACCUGAAGGAGACGUACAGGUGUAUCAGAGAGGCCAGGUAUACCCUGCCCUCCACACUCUCCCUGCCAGCCCGACAGCUGAUCGCCAGCAUGCUGGCCAAGAACCCGCAGGACCGCCCCAGCCUGGAGAACAUACUAACACACGAAUUUUUCACACAGGGUUUCACUCCUGAACGCCUUCCAGCUUCCUGCUGCCACUCCACCCCAGAUUUCCACCUGUCCAGCCCCACCAAGAGCUUCUUUAAGAAGGCCGCAGCUGCCCUGUUCGGGAGCAAGAAGGAGAAGGCCAAAUACUACGAGAGUCUGAAUAAGCUGUCCAGAGAGGAGGAUGAGAUCUAUAAGCUCCGUCAGGACCUGAGCAAGGCUGCCAUUGGCCAGCAGCACUGCAGUCAGCCGUCUGAGGAAGAGAAGCCUCCGGCAGGGAAAUCCGUUGCCGUAGUGAUGGAAGAGAACAGGCAGCAGAGCCCAGAUGCGGUCCACACCAUCGUGAGAGGAAGUCUGGGCAGCUACAACACUGAGGGUCUGGAGGACAACAGGGCGGGCAGCACUGUGACCGCGCUGAUCAGCGUGAUGAAGAACUGCCUAGAGAACAUGCCCAAAGCCGACGAUUUUCCGAAUGAGAACCUUGGUCUGAACUUCCUGUGGGUGACCAAGUGGGUGGACUACUCAAACAAGUACGGCUUCGGCUACCAGCUGUCCAACCACGUCGUUGGCGUGCUCUUCAACAACGGCACGCACAUGAGCCUUCUGUCGGACAGGAAGACUGUACAUUUCUACGCAGAUUUGGGCCAGUGUUCGUUCUUCUCCACUAACGAUGUUCCGGAGCAGUUUUCCGGUCCAGUCACCAUCCUGAAGUACUUCUCCCACUACAUGGAGGAGAAUCUCAUGGAUGGUGGCGAUGUAACGAGCGUGGUGGACACCAGCGUCCCCCCGCUCUACCUGCUGCAGUGGCUCAAGUCUGACCGUGCUCUGAUGAUGCUCUUCAACGACGGAACCUUCCAGGUGAACUUCUACCAGGACCACACCAAGGUGAUCCUGAGCAGCCUGAAGCAGGAGUACCUGCUCACCUACAUUAAUGAGGAGCGAGUCUCCACCUCUUACUGGCUGAGCGCCCUGCUGGCCAAUGGCUGCCCAGACGAGCUGCGCCACCGGCUGGACUACGCCCUCAACAUGCUUCUGCAGAAGGCCGACUGAGAGGGGACGCUUUUAAGGGACGGACCGGUGCGCUGUCAACAUUUCCUACAGAAGGCUAACUAAGAAGGGGAUGCUUUAGAGGAAUGGACCAGUGUGCCCUCAACAUGCUUCUGCAGAAGGCCAACUGAGAGGGGACGCUUUCAAGGGACGGACCAGUAUGCCCUGAACACUGAACAAUUCAGACAGGAGGCUAACAGAGAGGGGGUGCUUUUUAGGGACGGACCAGUGUGCCCUGAUCAUGUUCCUGCAGAAGGCCGUCUGAGACCUGCAUUGGGACACUUCUUAAGGACGGACCUGUGCGUCCGUCCAGAUGAAAAUGCCCUCAGCGUGCUACUACAAAGAUCCAACCGAAGUGUGCAGGGGGGACUGUUUAUGCAGGUGGACCUUCACAACAGGAAAAAAAAUGUAGCAUGAGGGCGGAGUUUUUACAGUCAGAUGUAGUGUAUAGUGCCAAGGAGGGGUGGUGGGGGGGGGUGGCAGAGGAGGAGGUGAGGUCAGAUGGCGGUACGAAAAAUGUCAUCAAUCCCAGCUGGCGGAACACGAUGAUGAAGAUGACCACUGGGCUGGAACCAGACAGAGUUUCACUCUAAGCUUUUUACGCGGAACUAGAAUCCAGCCGUUUCCGAGGUGACAGCAGGGCUGGAUCCUGCGGAAGUUGUGAUGCGAGUUUCCGUGGGGGGGG